Messenger RNA from Salvia miltiorrhiza (redroot sage), 996 nucleotides. RefSeq lists its product as uncharacterized. The transcript has 4 exons. Bases 1 to 996 code for a protein of 331 amino acids. The record is from RefSeq and is a predicted model, not a curated record. Lineage: Eukaryota; Viridiplantae; Streptophyta; Magnoliopsida; Lamiales; Lamiaceae.
AUGGAAACGGAAGAGGAAAAGCCUACAAAGCUGCCAGCGAGCUCUGUCUUCGACCAUACAGAACAGCCCGUAGAAGAGGAAGAAGCCGAGUCCAGUGCUGACGAGUCCAGCGCUCACGAUAAGAAAGAAGAAGAACCAGCCCAGCACAACAAGGAAGAGAUAGCACUUAACAACAUGGAGUACAUGGGAGAUUUCACCAGGCCUAUUAUAGGGGACACUAACACCUCGGCUAUUGUAUUCCCUACCGCCGUCCGAAACUACAAUUUGAAGCCGAUUGAUUCCAGCUUGUUACCUCUGUUCCACGGGAUGCCGAGUGAAGACGCACUGCAAUUCAUUCGUGAUUUUUGCACGCAAGUUCAAACUAUCCCACUUCUGAAUCUUACGGAUGAUCAACUAAAGCUCAAGUGCUUCCCGAAGUAUAGCUGCAAAGAAGAGGAGGGAGCCAGCUCCGCCAAUUCCAGCUCUGACUCUGAACCUGAAGCUCCAGAGCAGACCGUACAAGAGGAGGAAGCCAGCUCUACCAAGUCCUACUCUGAUUCUGAACUACCAGAGCAGAGUGCAGGAGAUGAGGAACUAGAUUCGCCAGCCAGCUCUGACUCUGAGCCUUCAGAGCAGCCAACGAAAGAGGACGCUAGCUCUGCCGAUACAGAGCACACGACAGAAACGGCAAACCAAGCUAAGGAGGAAGAGGCCAGCUCCGCCAAUUUCAACCCUAAGCAGAAUUUAAACGAGGAAAAGAAGGAGAUGGCCCAGCACACGGAAUAUAUGGGAGACUUCACCAGAUCGGAGCAGGAAUGCGUGGAAGUCUACGCUGGAUCAGCCGACAUGGAGGAAUUGGCUAGGGAAGUUGAAGAGUUCAGCGCUGCCCAGCCAGCUCUGCCCUUCAGCAAUGCCCAGCCGACUCUGCCCUUCAGUGAUGACCAACCAGCUCUGCCGAGCUCAGCGCUGGAACUGAAGGAACUUCCCGCCAAUCUCAAUCUUUUCAUGAUUGCUUGA